Molecule: messenger RNA, 2976 nt
Organism: Nothobranchius furzeri (turquoise killifish)
Lineage: Eukaryota; Metazoa; Chordata; Actinopteri; Cyprinodontiformes; Nothobranchiidae
Product: calpain-5
Biological process (GO): proteolysis
Cellular component (GO): cytoplasm
Molecular function (GO): calcium-dependent cysteine-type endopeptidase activity
Source: RefSeq, a predicted model, not a curated record
UGAAGUUUGGCAGUGAAGCAGUUAAAAUAGAAGGUGGUGGCCUCUUGGUUUCUCAGGUGUCAGGGGCAGCAAACUGGAUAGCAACCGAUCCUCCAGGAGUGUGUGAGGAGGACGCUACAAAGGAGGAGAAGGAAGGAGGAGAAGGAAAAGGCUAAGUAGCAAAGAGCAGGAGUCAUGAUGAAAUGAAAACUAAAGAGGUGACUGAACGGAUGGAGAGGAAGAAAGGAAGGACACUAUCAUCAAAGAGAAGCAGUGUCUCGUCAGAAUGCUGGAGCAGGUGAACGACUUUCAGGGUCAGAACUUUAAAAAGCUGAGGCGGGCCUGCCUGCGUCGAGGCGUGCUCUUCAAGGAUCCCCUGUUCCCCGCCACCACCCAAUCCCUGUUUUACAAGAGGACUCCCCCACCGGGACUGGCCUGGAAGAGGCCAAGGGAAAUAUGUAAGGAUCCUCGUCUGUUUGUGGACGGCAUCAGCACUCGUGACUUGCACCAAGGCAGCUUGGGUAACUGCUGGAUGGUGGCGACUAUUUCCUGCCUGGCAUCUGAGCCAUCACUGUGGAAGAAGGUCAUUCCAGACCAUAUGGGUCAGGAAUGGAACCCAAAACGUCCUGACCUAUAUGCAGGUAUCUUCCAUUUUCGGUUUUGGCGCUUUGGCUACUGGACAGAUGUUGUGGUGGAUGAUCGUCUGCCGGUCAGUGAGGAUGGACUGCUGCUCUUCUGUCGCUCUGCCACACCAAGAGAGUUUUGGAGCGCCCUUCUAGAGAAGGCCUACGCCAAACUGAACGGUUGCUAUGAAGCUCUGGAAGGAGGGAACACUACGGAGGCCUUGAUCGACUUCACUGGUGGGGUUUCAGAGUCCCUCAGUCUGGACUGUAAGGCCCUCAGCCUCCACAAAGAUCAGAGGAAGUCUCUUUUCCAGACAUUGUCAAAGAUUCAUGAGCACAAAUCCCUCAUCACCUGCUCCAUACGGCCUGCUGAGGGGGAGACUGUGGAGUCUGUGUUGGACUGUGGACUUGUGCGGGGACACGCCUACGGGAUCACAGCGGUGAGGAAGGUGAGGCUGGUGGAGAGGCUGCUGAGGACGGGUGGGUCGCCUCGAGUCUUCCUGGUGCGGAUGAGGAACCCAUGGGGCACCGCGGACUGGAGGGGUGCCUGGAGUCAGGGGUCAAAGCAGUGGCAGGAGUUGAGUCGAGCAGAGAGGGAGAAGAUGGGGCUCAUUGUUCGGGACGUUGGGGAGUUCUGGAUGAAUUUCCAGGACUUCUGUCGUUACUUCACAGACGUGGUGGUGUGCCGGCGAGUGGAGAGGAAUCUUCUAUGGCCCAGAUCACACUGGAGGGAGGUGAAGUGCUUUGGAGAGUGGGCCCUGGCUCCUGCUCACCCUGGGGCAUCUCCCUCCACCACUCACUACAGUAACACCCCUCUGACUCGGAGCAGAAACAAUGUGAGGCCUGAAGGGACCGGGCAGCGGGGUAGUCGGAAAGAGACCCAGCUUGGAGAAACCCAUCUGGAGAGUCGAAAGGGAGGAGACUGUGAUGCUGGUAAGAUUAGGAAAAAAAGGACCAAGGAUUCAGAAGAGAGUGGAGAUUGGGAGGUGUCGAUGGACAGGAGAAGUCGAUGUGGAGGAUGCAUCAACCACAGGGACACCUUUUUAUACAAUCCACAGUUUAUGUUUGAGGUGCAAAACAAAGAGGAGGAGUUGCUGAUCUGUCUACAGCAGGAGGACAGGAGGAUCUGGAAGAAAAAUGGAGGAGGAGAGAACCUCCCAAUUGGCUUUGAGGUGCUGAAGGUGGAGGCGAACCGCAGCAGCCGGGUGCAGCGUGUGGUGGAGCAGGCAGCCAGCUCCAUCUACAUGGACUCUCGUAGCGUGACUCUGAGGAGAACGCUAGCGCCAGGUCGUUACGUCGUGCUGCCCACCACCUUCCUCCCGGGCUCCAUUGGGCGUUUCCUGCUUCGCCUCUUCUCCCACUCUCACAUCAAACUCAGGGAACUGAAAGAUGAGGUUCCGUGUCCUUCAUUGCUCCAGUGUGUCCUACCUCAGCCCAUAGUGGUGACCACGGUCCAUCUCCGCAGGGCAUCUGGACUCAGACCUCCCAAAGAAACAGCUCCAGAUGUUUACGCCGUGUUGCGGUGUGAGAGCGACACCAUCAGGACAAAAGUGUUCCGAGAGGAAAGGAACCCAGAGUUCAACCUCAGGACCAUCUUCUACAGACGAUAUCCCGACAUUCACAUCUCUGUAGAGUUGUGGAGCAGAGGUCUGCUGUGGGACUCUCUGAUCGGAACGGCCCAACUCCAGACGUCAGAGUCAGAAAGGAGUCGGAAACUCGUGAUUGAUCUGCGAGGCGAGUCACUGCAUUCAGGAUCCAGAUGCUGUAUCCAUGUUGAAACAUCUUCCAGCAUCUGUCUCACAGACUUGUGACAGGUCGACAUGGUAGCAAGAGGAGCUGAUGGACAAACUGCUGAAUGGAUGAAGAAAUAACUUGGCUUAAAGUGGCUAUGUGUAUUUUUUGCCUUUAAUCUCUGGAAAAAUCCAAUGGAAUGUUGUAGAAAAUGAAUAAAAUGAUGUCGAUCCAUCCAUUCAUCCAUCAAUCCAUUUUCAUCCGCUUAUCCGGAGUCGGGUCGCAGGACCAGUAACCUAAGGCGAGAGGCCCAGACUUCCCUCUCCCCAGCCACUUGGGCCAGCUCCUCCGGAGGAAUCUCAAGGCGUUCCCUGGCCAGCUGAGAGACAUAGUCCCUCCACCGUGUCCUGGGUCUACCUUUAGGCCUCCUCCCAGUUGGACGUGCCCAGAAAACCUCACCAGGGAGGCGUCCAGGAGGCAUCCUGACCAGAUGCCCGAGCCACCUCAACUGGCUCCUCUCGAUGUGGAGGAGCAGUGGGUCUACUCCGAGCCCCUCUCGAAUGAUCAAGCUUCUCACCCUAUCUCUAAGUGAGAGCCCAGCCACUCUUCGGAGAAAACUCAUUUCGGCCGCUUGUAUCCGCGA